CCUUAAUAUUAUGCUUUAUGUAAGAAGCACGAAUGCGGUGCAUUGUGGGUUAAUCUAUAUAUGCAAGCCCAAUACCACGCACUUGUCACACACGAAACAAAACCUAAAGCUAACAUGUUGGCGUGAUUAAAAAUCUCUCAAAAUCUAAACCUCUUCUAAGCGAGCUGGACUUGCCGAGGAAGAAGUUGAUAUAACGUUGAUCGUUACUACUUUUUGCUUCAAUCUGUGAUGCCCCUUUUCUUGUUUGAUUUUCCUGAUAUUUCGUUUGACUUGCUGCUUUGAGAAUAGACUUGGAGACAAUCGAGAAGUUGAUGGUUAUCUGAGGAAAGAUAGGAGUGGGAAAGUUUCUGCUCGGAAAGUACAAUAAUGGCGUCCCUAGCAGCGGGCUGCCGUCCCGGUAGUGGUCAAGUGACACUUAGAAGGCUUCUUGUGUUUCUCGUAUUAACCAGUUUCGUUGCAUCGUCCCUUGGUGCUGUACCGAGGGUGACUCGGAUAGAUCCAAGAGUUGGAAGUCUUCGUGGUGCCACCAGGAUCGAAAUCUCUGGAAGUGGAUUUAGCAAGGACCGAUUCAGCUUUGGGCAAGGAAACGAAGACCUUGGGAACAGAGUUCUUUUCCGUAAUUCGACCACAUCUAUACCAUGUGAUGUUUUGGAUUACUAUAGCAACGAAAAUAAGAUCGUCUGCGAGACCAGGACUGGGUCUGCUGGUACAUAUGAUAUCUACGUUGAAGUAGACGGACAAUCCAUUACCGACGCAGGUGGAUCGUACUGCAACUCUGCAUCAAAUUGUCAGUUUACUUACCAAAGCGGGCGUACCCCAACCAUUGACUAUGUCACACCGACUUACAAUAUUCCAGAGCAACCCCUUACGAUCCGAGGGAGGAUCUAUACGGAGCUUUACGACGCAACUCAACUCAAUGAGGAGGAGGAUGACGCAGAAGACCUUGGAGAUGAUCCCUUAGUCAUUCAGCGUAUCUACUGGGGACCUCAGAUCAUAUGUGAUCCGGAAGAUCCUGAAACAGAAGCACCAUAUGGUAUAGAGCUAGAUGACGAGGAUUCAACAUGGGGGACUAUCAUGUGCAGACCAGAUACUCCUCUCGUUGGUUCAUACCGCCUCACAUACCUCGUCUCUGGAGCGUACGGUCGAUCGUUGUCCGAUACAGACACCCUCUACGUCAGUGGGGAGGACAAGCUUUACCAUUACCAGACUCAUGCAGAUAUCUCUAGUGUGUCUCCUGUAGAGGGCAGUCUGUCCGGUGGCACGGAUGUCAUCAUUGAAGGAAGAUAUUUUGACUAUACCGAUCCCGAUCUUGCAGUUUACAUCGGAGGUGUUCCCUGUGACAUCUACAACGUUAGUAGUACAGAGAUCUUGUGUCGUACCAAUCCUGCCGAUGAUAACAUACUUCAUGUGAAUGCUACAGUAUUCCCUGGCGGCCGUGGGAUACUUCGAGAAGUCUGGAGCAAUACAGCCGGAGACGUCCGUGAUGAUUCCGACUUCAAUACCUCAGCAUCCGAUUACUGCUCUCACAUCCGCCAAUUCGCUAGUUCACCCGACGACGCCCCUUGUGGAGAAGGCAACAACUACGUCUCUCGCUUCAGAGGAUUCUUUGUACCACCGUCAGAUGGUUACUAUGCAUUUGGCAUCCAAAGCGAUGACAAUUCCGUUCUCUACUUCAGCCAGACCAUGUUCCCUGCAGAUAAGGUUGAGAUCGCAAGUAGCCCGUCGUAUUCCAACUCCAUAACUCGCUUCGAAGAACAGAUCUCAGCCAAGAUGUUCUUGGAAGGUGGAAAGUAUUACUACAUGGAAUCACGGAUGAGGGACUAUACAUCAGGAGAUUUCAUGUACGUUGGUGUGUUUAUGUCUAAUAGUUCCAUCAUAUCAUCGCAGUAUGAAGGGGCCACGAGUGAGGAACAGACAAUCACCAUUACAUCCGAUGUCCAAAAUGAAUAUCAGUCGGUAACAUACGGAGAUGGCCUUUACGAGACACAGGACGUCCGAGUCAGCCUCGGUUGUACAGGCAUAUUCUGUGAUGAUGAUGAUGACCAGUUCAUUAUGACCACUGUCCCCAGCGAGAUGGUCAACACUACGGAGGAUAACGCGACCACGGCUGAGAGUACCACGAUGACCAUGAUGAUGACGACGGAGAAUAGCACGGAGGGAAGCGGCAGCGGAAGUGGUUUCAUGGGAUACUUCCGUCUCAGUUAUGGUGCCUUUUCAACCGAUGACAUUGAAGUCGGUGCCUCAGCGAUGGAAGUUCAGGAUGCUCUAAACAUGUUACCCCUUGGAAACGGAUCGGGCACGAAUAUGACGUACGGUAACCUCUCUGUCACUGUAACUGCUUGGGAAGAGGGUGACCUCACCAUCUACAGAGUCAGGUUUAACUCCUUUGGUGCGUUCUCUCUUCUGGAAGAUGCUAGUUACGAUACCAAUGUGAGGGUGAAUAUUUCUCGGGUUACUGCUGGUGCAGUGAAUGGAACUGCGGUUCCGUCCAGUUUUAGACUCUCCUACGGCGGACGUAUUUCUGAACUUCUGACAUUCGAUGCCUCGGCUGAUGAUGUUCGCGAUGCCGUUUUAGACAUGAUCACGGUGAAAUGCGAAUCGACAAGCAGCGGCAGACCGUAUUAUUUCGUCGACUACGAGUCGGCCGCCGUCGGUUCAGAGUACGGAACUCGUGUGAACGAUCAGGAACCAUUCUGUGGACGAACCUCGCUUCGUAAUCCCAACUGGGUAUUUUACGCCGGGGUAAUGGGAUCUGUUUCAAGUGUUGAUCUGCGAUACACAAGCAAGUUUUGUUUGGGACAUCGUGGAACUGGUUUUGAGAAAUGGUUUUAUGUCUGGGUGUCAUGGAUUGAUAAGAGUAAGAGCAGCCGAUUCAACGCAAUCUACAUCAAUGGCGGCUUCGUCCAAAAUAACAAUUGGCAGCAUACAUGCGUUGAUCUAUGGGACACGAUAUCAACGUCGUGGAUUUCUAACGAAUGGCUUUCUGGAACCGGAGUUUAUUUGGAACGUAUUCGUCUGUAUGAGAAGACUGAUCAAGAGUUCUGGGUGGAUAACAUCUUCUUCGGCGUGAAGGAGGACUCAUACGGAGUUCGUGUUCCAGCUGCACGGCCAAAUGACAACUUCAUCCUUGACGCCUCCGUUGAAGCUACCAACUCCGGUUACAUUGUUGAGCUCGAGCCCGCUCAAUGCGGCCAUAACUUCCCUCUCAUCGGCAUCCAAGGUGGACAAAUUAAUGCUGGUUCCACUGACGCUGGGAGCGAUUUCGCAACAUAUAGCAGCCGGCUGUGGGAUGAUGGUGCUAGCGUAACGGUGUCGUCAGUCCAGCGCUCAACUCCUCCGGUACAAGGGACCUUCAAUCUCGCUCAGGAAGGAGGCGGUGAAGUUUAUGGCAUCAGUGGCCAGAGUACAGCAGCCCAGUUGAAGGAUGCUCUUGAGACAUACUUGGAUGUUGGUGAUCUCUCGGUGACGCGGUCCGGUGAAUGUACUGGAUACAGAUAUAACAUCAAAUGGGACAGCAAGGGAGGCGCUCAGGGAUUACUACAGGUAACAUCCAAUGACCUUUACAACAAUGUGACCUGGGUCAACGUGACAACAGCUCGUAUUUACGAAGGCAAUGUCUUCUUAUCCAAAAUCCCUGGAGAGUUCCUAAGGACAGUCAACGAUCACCCACAGGUGGAAGUGAUUGUGAAUGGUAUACCAUCUUCAUGUCAGAAUGAUUCCUGUAGCUUUCAGUACACCCCAGCUGCUACUCCCACAUUGAGUUCCAUCACUCCUUCUUCAGGAUCGGCCAACGACGGCACCUCUGUCGUGAUCAUUGGCACAGGAUUCAGUGAUAACAUCGGCGAGAACAAUGUGACCAUCGGUGGUGCAGAUUGCACGAUCACCGACGCCAAUGCGACAAGGAUUGAGUGCGAUGUUGGCCAAGCUCAGGGAGGAGUUUAUAACAUCUCUGUCAUUGUUGAUGGAAAGGGAAGUGCCUCCCUACCAUCAGGAGGGGUCGAAUUUGAGUACAGCUUUGAUGUUACCUCCAUCUCACCUGACGAAGGCAGUGCAGCAGGAGGAACUGAAGUAACCAUCAGCGGCUAUGGCCUUGGAGGUGACAAUGACGUUGAGGUUGCCAUUGGAAGUAAUGACUGUGAGGUCGUAUCUUCAUCCUACGACGAGAUCGUGUGUGUGAUUGUCGUUGAGGCAAGCUCCCGUCGCCGUCGUCGUUCCACCACCGAUGCUGACGUCGUCAUCAGCAUUGAAGGGGUAUCCGCUGUUAUCGUAAACAAUGGCUUCACCUUUGACACAAAUCUGACUCCAACAGUUAAUAGCCUCAGCCCCACAACCAGCAGUGUUGUCGGUGGUGAUGAUUUGACCAUUUCUGGAUCAGCCUUUGGUUCCAGCGGAGCUUCGGUCAUGAUUGGUUCAGCAUCCUGCGAGGUCACUGACCAAAGCGAUUCUUCCAUCACCUGCGUCUUACCGGCCAACGUUCCAGGAGAUUACGAAGUUGAUGUCGAGAUUGAAAGCAUCGGCUUGGCUGAUACUAGCGCCAUCGACCCAUUUAGUUAUGUCUUGGAGGUGACUGGAAUGUUUCCAUCCUCUGGGUCCCUCCAGGGAGGUACGGAGGUCACUCUGACCGGAGCCGGCUUCGGGACCGACCCUGAUAACAUCACCGUGACCAUGGGAGGAUUUGAAUGUCAGGUGACUGCUAUAGACGACGAUGAACUGACCUGCACAGCAUCAAGCUCAAGUGCCAAUCACCGUGUGGACAACCUUGGCAGACACAGUAAAUAUGGAAUAGGAUACAAAUGGAAUCCCCAGCUUGUUACUAUUGCUGCUGGAGACUCUGUAACCUGGUCUUGGACUAUUGAUCCAUAUGUGAACGGCAUCGGAUACGCAGUGCAGCAGACUGCCGAUGGAGACUCUGUGGGAUAUGAUGGAAGUGGCUUCUACAGCGGUGGAAGGUCUACUUCAUCUGGCUCUUACACCUACCAAUUCGACGUUCCCGGGACCUACUACUACUCCAGCGGAGGUGUCCGAAGCGAUGGUACCAUUUUCAUGAAAGGUGUGGUGGAGGUAUUGCCUGUAGCUUCCGUUGCCAUGGAACUUGAUGUUGUCUUAGGAGGAUUCAGUGCUAACCAUGAUGUCAACUCAGGAGAGUCCGAUCCCACCGGUGGUGGUGCAUGCUCCUAUGAGGACACCACCAUAUCCGGCUGCUCCUCGGCGUCCCCCAACAUCACAGACGACACCAAAUUCAACUUCAUCUUUGAUGAGUGCAUGACCCCAGCGAUUUCCAACAUCGCUCCACUGAUAGGGGACAGCUCCGAUACCAUCGUCAUUGAAGGCACCGGGUUCAGUGAUCAGGACUGCGCCAAUGUCAUCACCGUGGGCCAGUAUCCUUGCGUGACAACGUCUUCAUCAUCGACACGUUUGGAAUGUGAAAUCGAUACGCAGGAUGAGAUGGAGGUUGGAGUGUACCAUGAGAUUGCUGUUAACGUUGCCAAUCGAGGCUUUGCCAUCCAAGAGUCUCACAUCCUAGCCAACAGGUCCUUUGUGAUGUACCCCAGGAUUGACUCUGUGUCUGACUCAGAUGGGUCUAUCAGGGGUGGACUCACUUUGGUCAUACAAGGAGAUGGUUUUGCACCUGCUUCAGCCAGUAACAUCGGAGUUUACCUUGGAUCUCUUUCCUGCAGUAUCACCUACUAUAACUACACCUACAUAGAGUGCACUACGCCAUUAUCCUCAGUGUAUGGCUCACAGCUGGUGAGGGUCCAGGUGAAUUCAUUGUGGGCUGUUGGUGGCAGUUUCUUCAAUUACACAGAGUUACAGACACCAAGCAUCAGUGAUUGGUCACCAGGAAUCAUAAGUGGUUCUGGGACCAGCAUGACCUUCUCUGGAUCCAAACUGUCAUCUUCAAGUGACGACAUCAGCAUCACCAUCGGAGGGGAAACAUGCAGCAUCACCGCAGCCGGUGUGUCGGAGGUGGAAUGUGAUAUUGGUGCAGUUCCUGUCGGAACCCAAGACGUUCUCAUCAACGUUGCUGGUAAGGGACUUGCACUUUUCGACAGUGGAAAUGAUACCGUCGAAAGUGAGGCCAACAUCUUCUCAGUGAGUCCAUCGGAAGGAAGCACUCAAGGGGGUCAGUUGGUCAACAUCAGUGGUAAUGGCUUUGUUAAUGGAGCAACCGAAGUGACCAUUGAUGGCAGCAGCUGUGACAUCCAGUCUAUCAGCCUUUCAGAGAUUCAUUGCAUCACUCCUGCAAACUCCGCUGGAACCUACGACCUUGUGGUUGCCAGUAAUGGAGUCACCUACGACACUGAAGACUACGUCUACUCCUCAUCUUCCACACCCACCGUGACCUCCAUCACUCCCGGUUCAGGAGAAACGGGUACCAGCAUCACCAUAUCUGGAUCUGCCUUCAGUGAUGUUGCUUCAGACAUCACCAUCACCAUUGAUGGGGUUGAAUGCUCCAUCACAAGUGCUGCCUCGUCACAGAUUGAGUGUGAAAUUGGGGCUCACUCUGCUGGUGUCUAUGAUGUUAUGAUCCAUGUUGAUGGACUUGGAGAUGCUGAUAAUGCAGAAACAUUCGAAUAUGAACUCACUGUUUCAUCCACUUCACCUUCAACAGGAAGCUUUGGAGGCGGUCAAACCCUUGUGAUCGAAGGUUCAGGCUUUGAUAGCGAAACCACUAUGGUUACUGUUUGCGGCAUUGCCUGUCCUCUGUACAGUGUUAAUGAGACCACUGUGGAAUGUGACAUACCCGGCAAUUCAGAUUCCUCCAGCACUCUUGAUUGUGACAUCGUUGUUAGCCUUGCCAGUGGGUCCGAGGUAAGCGAGACGAAUGCCUACCAGUAUCGACGUGAUAUGACCCCCGUUAUAGACUCUGUCUUUCCUGCAAGGGGUGGGACAGGGGGCGGAACGACUGUCACCAUUACCGGUCAGGACUUCUUGGACUCUGGUAACGAGGUAACUAUUGCUGGGACUUCAUGCUCCAUUCUGUCUGAGAACUCUACAGUCAUUACUUGUCAGACAGGUGCUCAUUCACCAUCUGAAAGGUCACAGGUCAGAGUUCAAGUUGGCUCCAAUGGCAUAGCGACCCAGGAUAAUGCUGACUAUUUCUACAUUGAUGUCUGGUCAUCUGUUUACACCUGGGGUGGUAACGAUCCUCCUGUUGAAGGUGACUUUGUGAUCAUUCCACAAGGCCAGACCAUCCUCUUGGAUGUCACUACACCAAUCCUCAGUGUUCUCCUCAUUCAAGGUGGUGAAAUGAUAUUUGAUGAGGCUGAUAUUGAACUGCAUGCUGAGUAUGUGGUGGUUACCGAUGGAGGUCACUUUGAGAUUGGAACCGAAGAGGAACCAUUCCAGCAUGAGGCGAGUGUUGUCAUGCACGGUCAUGUGAGGUCUAUUGAGCUCCCGUUGUUCGGUGCGAAGACGUUUGCCGUUAGGAAUGGAACAGUUGAUAUGCAUGGAAUCCCGACACCUAUUACCUGGUCUUACCUUGCGGAGACUGUGAGUGCAGGAGAUACUGAACUCACCCUCAUGGAUUCUGUUAAUUGGAGGAUUGGCGAUCACAUUGUCCUUGCUUCUACUGGAACCAGGCACAAGCAAACUCAAAAUGAAGAGGUGGAAAUCACAGGUUUCUCCAAUGAUAAUAUGACAAUUGAGUUCACCCCUGCAGUGGAGUUUGAUCACAUCUCUGUGUCUCAGGUGAUUGAUGGUGUCCUAGUGGAGACGAGAGGUGAGGUCGGACUACUCACCCAUAAUGUCAAGAUUAGAGGAUCCGUCCAUGAGGAAUGGGUGGAAGAAGUAGAGGCAUGCCCAGAUGAAUUUGACACAAAUCAAUUUGCUACCCAGACAUGUUUUCAAGGGCGCUUUGGUGCAGAAACCGUCACUGAUCAGUUUGGCUCACAGAUCAUGUUCUUUGCCAAGGAGCAGGACACCCAUCUGGUUCGAGGUCGUUUUGAAUAUGUGGAGGUGACCCAUGCUGGUCAGGCUUUCCGUCUUGGUCGCUACCCGAUCCAUUACCACAUGAACGGCAACAUCACUGGGUCAUACGUGAGAGGAUGUGGUAUUCAUCACACCUUUAACAGGGCCGUUACUAUUCAUGGUGUCCACCAUCUCCUAGUGGAACACAAUGUAGCCUUCAAUGUGAUGGGUCAUGCCUUCUUCCUGGAGGAUGGAAUAGAAACCAAGAACAUCAUCCAGUACAACCUUGCCGUCUUUGUCCGACCAAGCAGCAGUUUACUGAAUGUGGAUGUGACUCCUGCCUCCUUCUGGGUGACAAACCCUGAUAACUACAUCCGUCACAAUGCCGCAGCUGGUGGUAGCCAUUUUGGAUUCUGGUACAACAUGCCCUCCCAUCCUGGAGGACCAUCCUUCACAACAUCUGUCUGUCCACAGAAUGUCCAGGUCCUAGAGUUUUACAACAACACAGCUCACACCAUGGGAUGGUACGGUAUUUGGAUCUUCCCAACAUAUUUCCCUACGACUGAUGGCAGCUGUGGUGGUACUGCUGGUCACACUGAAUUCCACAACCUCACAGCAUGGCGUACCGAACGUGGAGCAGAAGGUGUACUUGUUGGACCUAUUCAGUUCCAUAAUUUCCUCAUGACAGACAAUGAGGUUUCAGGAAUCGAGUUCCAAACCGUUGGGAGUGUUUGGGGAGAUGAUGGUCCAAUGGUCAAGGACUCUGUUAUUAUAGGAUACACACCUGAACUUGCUGAAGGCCAAGCGGCGGAUCGAUGCACAUCAGCUGGAAUCCACUUACCAAAGUCCAAGUUUCUCACAGUGGAUGGGGUGAAAUUCAUUAACUUUGAUGAAGACAGAUGUGUUACACUAAGAGCAUGUGCUCAUUGUAAGCCCAGACAGGGAGGCUUCCAACAUCGCUUCAAGAACCUCAUCUUUACUGAUUCUCCAAACAAGGCUGCCUUCCAGUGGGAACACGAGACUUGGUUUGAAGAUAUGGAUGGAACCCUGACUGGGAAUGCUGAUUACAUUGUUACUCCUAAAAACAACGGUCUACCACCCGAUAAUUGUGACUUUGAUGUGGAUGGCUUCAAUAAGGGUGUUGAUGGGGCAGUUUGUGAUGAGUCUGUCAAAUUGCAUAGAAUGGCCUUUAAUCAAGCAUUCCCUACAUCUCUGAAUUACAAGAACACUAUUAUGACCAACAGUCAUGGUACAACUGUUAUUCCUUACAAGAAGAAGAGACUCACUCAUCCAACUGGAUGGAUGUUGACCCUGGUGGAAACAGAGACAUACAACUUUUAUUUUGAGAAUGUUGAUCAUGUCACCAACAUCUCUUACUCGGCCAGGUUUGAUGAGUUCAGUGAUGGGGACUAUGUUAUCAUGAACCACAAUUUCACCCAGAGUCCAGAUGCCUUUGCUCUAACAGGACAGGUGACAGAGAAUGUUGGACGUCCUCUGGAUUACGUGGAAGACGAAAAUGCGGAAUGGUACUUCAACAACGAGACCAACAAUCUGUUCUAUCUCAUUUCUGGAAAGGGUCAGAACUCACCAGUGAGUCGGUCAGUGAACCUUGAUGUUUACCGCUGCUACUACAAGGAUUGCAUCCCACCUGUCCCAGAGGCUCCACCUGCACCUCCUGAUGGCAGACCUAAUAGCACCCUCUACUGGAGUGAUGCAGCAGCUUGGGAAGAUGUCACUGAGGGAUGGGGUGGUAACACAGGAUCAGGCAGCAGUGUCCCAGAGAAUGGUGACAAUGUCAUGAUCUACCCAGGACGAUGGAUUGUGGCCAAUGACACCCUGCCUUGGAUGCACAAGCUCUUCAUCUAUGGUACCCUGGAGAUUGAUGACUCCAAAGACAUGGUAAUCAAUGCUACCUACAUCCUGAUCCAAGGUGGACGUCUUAUCGCAGGAUUCAACGAAACACGACCUUUCACCCAUGAGCUCCGUAUCAUUCUAAAUGGUCAUCAUUUUACCCAGGACAUCCCUCUUCCUAAUGGACCCAACCUUGGAUCCAAGGCUCUUGGUGUCUUUGGAACCCUAGACCUCCAUGGUGUUCCGCGGGACGUGACAUGGACCCACCUUGCCUCAACAGUUGAGGCAGGGGACAGCGAAUUUACUGUGGCAGUCGAUACUGAUUGGCGCGUGGGUGAUGAGAUCGUAGUGACAACAACAUCCUAUGAGCAAUGGCACACAGAAACCUUCAGAAUCUCCUCUAAGACGAAUGCCAGGACUUUCAGUGUCAAUGGAACAUUUGCUCAUAUGCAUACAGUGGAGUCAGCUGAGAUCAACGGCAAGGCCUACACCAUCGCUGCCGAGGUGGGUCUUCUGACACGCAACAUCGUCAUCGAGGGAAAUGAUUACGAUCUGCUUUUUGAUGAAUCUUUCGGUGCAAGGACAAUCGUUGGCUCGUUCAUCCAAGAUGGAGAAUUCUAUAGAGGCUCGGGUCACUUUGCCAACAUAGAAUUCAAGCUGACCGGUCAAGAAGGAUGGACAGACUUCUACGAUCCUCGCUAUUCUUUGGCCUUCUUGGACAUUGGUGAUGUCCUGGAGGAUCCUGUACCCUCAUACGUCCAUAGCUGUACCUUCCACAAUGGGUUCAGCCUUGCCAUUGGUGUCUUUGGAACAGAUAAUAUUGAAAUUGACAACAAUGUCAUUCACCAUUCUGUUGGAGCAGGUAUCAAGACAUAUGGAACCAACACCAUGAUCACCAACAACCUGGUGAGCUUGAUGGUGUUCCCAGGAACAUACCAAGACAGAUUCGAACCAGAGAAUAUUGACUGGAUGGGUGGUAUUGAUGUUGUCGAGGCAACAAAUCCAAUCCUCAUAAACAACACAGUGGCCGGGUCUGAACGGGUUGGUUUCAACAUCAAAGGAGAGCUAUGCAGUGACCCUAACGUCUGGUCCAACAAUGUGGCUCAUUCCAACUACCAUGGUGUGCACAUUCUCAAGACAGGACGUGACCCUUGCACGAAGGUCAACGAUUUCUUCAGCUACCGUAACCUUGAUUACGGACUCUAUGCCCUCACUCCCUCUACCCUCGAGGUCACUGAAUCUAUUUUCGUUGAUAACACAGCCGGGAUGUUGGUCCAUGACUACGGACCAUCUGCUUUGUCUCAUGUACGUGCUGAUAAGCAUGUUCUAUUGAAGGACUCACUCGUUGUUGGAUACAGUGACAGUUUUGAUUGUGAUGUUGAUAAGGUUACUCCUGAAGGGGCAGCACAGAGUAGCAAACAGCGGGCUACCAAAUCACCCAACGGUGGAGCAGUCGGUGUGUACUUCACGUCUUUCAAGGGCUCCUCAGGAGGUGCUCCAUUCAAACCUUUUACUUCUGUCAUGAGCUACCCAGCCAUCAGUGGCAGGACAAUCCUUCAAGGUGUAACAUUUGCCAAUUUCAAUGACAAAUGUUCCUCUGGAGACAAGGUGAUCAUGACGAGCCCUCAAAGCGGCGAUGCCAUGCACCCCAUCGAAGUGGAAGGACUGACAUUUGUUGAUACUCCUACCAAGAAUUAUAUAUGGAUCCAUCGGCCAGCCCUUGGCCUGGUGAAUCCUUCUGAUUGUGUAGACAUGGACUGUGAUGCCAUGAAGAAAGCCAUGAUUAAAGAUCAUGAUGGGAGUCUGCUGGGAAGUCCAGGGACUGUUAUACCCGAUUCUGCUUUUGAGUGGGACGGGGAUCCAAGGCGUGGACUCGGAGACUACCGUAUUCCUAAGAUGAUGCUCACCACCCCAGAUGGUGCCAGGAUUCCAAAGGAUGAUAUCGCCCCUAAUAAUGGUAUCAUCCGUAAUGAUGAUUGCGAGUGGAAUAACAGAUGGCAGGCCUGGGAAUGCCAUGGUCUAGAUCACAUGAUGAUGAUUGUAGAAAGUAUGGAUGCAGACACCGAAGUGCGCCGUGUCUCUCCUGUUGCCCUUCAUGCUGAUGGUUAUGUGGAUCUUAUCAACGGACCUCAGGACCAUGGCUGGUGUCUUGGAUACACUUGCCAGGAGAGAAUCAGCACCUUCUACACCAUCGUGGCUACAGACAAGAAUUAUGAGCUCUUCUUCACAGGCACCAAUCCCCAGAGUCUUCGCUUCCAUCUGCUGAAUGCAAACGAGUCCCAGGCACUGACUGUCGGUAUAUGGUAUGCCAAUCCUCAGCGCCUGGACGUCUAUGUCGACGGACUCUACAUCAUUCCUAACAACGGACAGUACGUCAAUGGCGGGCUUCAGUGGAUUGCCCCAUCUCCAGGUAAUGACUUCAUGCCUUCCCUCAAUUCAAUGGUUCGUGGAGAGAACUACUUUGACCGUGAGUAUCAGACCCUCCACAUCCUUGUCCGAGGGUCUACCUACGUCGAGAUCAGGACCACCCCUGUAGUCAUCACAACCUUUGGCGUUCCUGCCGUUGAGGUCGAUGAUUUCUUUGAGGAGAAUCUGGUAGAGAACCUUGCCAACUUGCUGAACAUCGACCAGUCACAGAUUAGAGUCGUUGAGAUCAUUUCAGAGGCCAGCCGGAAAAAGAGGUCAACUGGUUCUGACACAGAAGUUGUCAUAGAAAUCGGAGCAAAUCCAGUUGCAUCUGUUUCUACUGAUGAUAACAAUGGAACAACUCCUGCUCCUUCUGGUACAGCUGCACCAACAGAGUUGAGCUUUGAUGAUCUGACCGAUGUCCAGGCCAUGCUUGCCGACGAGAUGCAGACUGGCAACCUUGGAGACAGUCUUGGAAUCACUAUUAACUCCAUGAGCAUGACUGAUCCUGUGGACACUCCAAAGGAUCCUACAGGAGGUGUAAGGGCUACCAACAUGACUGGUGGACCAGCCAAUGGCACCACCACGUAUGCUGAACAGCAGGCAAUGGAGGAAGAGUUGGCCCUGGAAACUGUUGGUCAGCCCACAGUGUACGUUGUUGCUUCUACCAUGGUCCUUGAAGUACAGCCAGAUGAUGCCAUCGAGCAAAGUGAUUUCGGAAUCCAACCAAGAAUCAAGGUUCUUGAUAAUCAGGGUAACCGAAUCGACCAGCUGGGUACCCCUAACAGUCCAUGGCAGGUAACGGCAACCAUCAGCAGCAUGUCCUCUGAAGGCAACAUAGGAUUCACCUCCGACAACCAAACCAUUUCAUUCAACGGAGGCUGGGCCAACUUCACCGACCUUGGUGUCAACAUCAGUGCCACCGACCUAGUCCUCCAGUUCACCAUCACCUACCCCAAUACAUCCAGUCUGACUGUUAGCAGUGAGCCUUUUGAUGUGGAUGUCCAGCCAUAUCAUCUUGAGAUCAUCACGGAACCUUCUUCGGAUGUGAUUGAGAAUGAGCCAUUUGAGGUUAUUGUUGAACUAAGGGAGACACAGACCGGCGAUGUGCCCACGAAUCUAGCUGAUAAGGGCUUUGACUCCUGGCCAGUGACAAUCUCAAUUUCUGACCCUACCAAUUACCGAGGUGAACUCGUUGGUGAUCUCAGUACCACAAUGGAUCUGUCCACAGCACAAGCCUCCUUCACCCUCAGCAUCAACGAAGCCAGCUAUUACUACAUCCUUGAUAUAUCUGUAGUCACAUCACCCUCCAGCGCCUACCAGGCUAGCAUAAGUCUGGACCCGUUCAAUGUCGUGGCUGAAAACACUGCCGUGAACUCUGGCGAGACUGCAUCGCUUACGAUCAGGUUCAACUAUGAUUAUUCUAGCAUUGCCGAGGGCAACGAGGAGCUGAUUGCUGCCAACUUCUUGAAUCACAUCGCUCCUAACUAUGUGAAUGCUACCUUUUCCAAUGUCCAGGUUUCAGAAGGAUCCAUCUUGAUCUCGUUUGACAUCACCGGCGACGUGGAGACCGUCCAGAGCCUGAUCUGGGAAGACAUCCUAGACGGUGACCUUAGCUUGACAUUUAACGGUCAAACCCUAUUGGCUGAAGAGUAUCUGAUGGUAGAUGGCGCCCCCUAUGAACCAACAUCAUCAUCAAGUGGUCUACCGAUCUGGAUCAUCAUAGUAGUGGUGGUAGUCGUUGUCGUCCUCGUUGCCAUUAUCAUCCUUGCAGUCUUUAUGGUCAAGAAAAAUAGCCAUGGUAAAAUAACUCAGAUGGAUGAGAUGCCUCUCGCUACCACUAAGGAGUAUGGUGAUAAUGGUGAUAUGAAGGUGAUGAGCUUCAUAGGUUCUGAGAGUAGUCUGGUUCAUCCAUCCCUGGCUCCUACCUUGCAUAUCGAUCGCACACCAACACCUGAUGAAGGAUUGGUCAACAAGCAUCUCCUGUUUGACGAUGAGACAGACAGCCAGCGUAGCACCUUGUCGGCUCGUAGCCGCUCACCAGGAUUGCACUUGGCUCGGAGAUCACCAGAGGUCGCUGUUAGUGCAUUGCCUCCUGGUUUCUUAGAAGGCCAGCUGGAGACUGAACUCGCCGAUCGCGUCAAACUCUUCAUCAUGGUGAAGAACUCUGACGGCACAUUCCAAAAGCUUGGCGAGGUCGCUGCCAACAUGGUCGGUACGAUCAGCCAGCUCCGUCAUGAUCUCAAGGACACUGCUCUACCCCACAAGGUCAGGGACAAGCCUUUUGUCAUCCUCAAGGAAACACUGGCUGAGAUUCUACCAGGCGAUGAGAAGAAGCUGAUGGUUAACGAGGUCUACUCCUCCGACUGUGUUCUCCUCAAAUGGGUCGACAAUGAAGACAUCACCCAGUUGUGUAUCUGCGGUGUGGUCGGCCAGUUCCAUUGCUCCCUGUGUCAGAAGCAGACGUACUGCAGUCCACAAUGUCAAUCUACCGACUGGCCUCGCCAUAGCUUCAAGUGUUCACAAUGGGCCACAGAAUGAUUCUAUGCAAAUAGUGAUUCAUAUAGUUAGGCAAUCUAAUUUGGUGAUGUGUGUGUGAACAUCACCAAUAGCUGUAUAAUGAGAACAAAAGUAUCUUAGCACUUUUUACAUUCAUGCGAAUUAUGUAUUUGACUUAAUGAUGUGUGUGAUCACCACCUUAGUGCUUCUUAAAGUUAGGCAGAUUUGCUUGAGUAACUUGAUGAAUAUGAUUGUGAUCACCACGAUUUGCAGUUUUGAUCACAGUUGGGCAAGAUUACUCUUGCUUUAUAAGUGUGUGUGAUCAUCAUUGAUUGCCUUGUAAGUUUGGAGAAAUUAUCCCUGCUUUAUAGAUGCGUGUCAUCAUCAGGUGUGCGUUGUACAGGUAAAAGUGUGAAUUCGUUGAUGUUUUUUAAUGAUCAUGAGUUUUAUACUAUGCAAAUAUUUCAUGCUUUUAACCUGAAUAAUCAUUACCGAUCUGAAUAUACACUUGAUAUUCAAGACUGCAGAUAUGAAAUGUUUGUUAGAAGCAUCACACAGAUUGCGCAAGAAUAAGUUUAUUUUGUUUUCACUUGAACAUAAUAUGGGAAGUAGAAAAUUAUUGGAAAGCCUAAUUUUACAAUGUGUGUUUUUUUAAGUCAAGCAUCUGGUCACCUAUUCAUGAUUACAUUUUAUGUAUACUUUGUGUCUGGGCAUGAUACCACUAUUUACGAGGCAUUUAUGAGGCAUACUUGCACUGUAACUUUUAUAGAAUGUGUAUAGACACUUGACCAAAUAUUUAUUGAACUUAUGUCUCAGAUUUCUUACAUAAAAUACAAACAAUACCGUCCAUAUACAUAGUCAUUCCAGACACAAUUAUCAAGAUGAAUAAAAAUUGUGUGUGUAUGUUUGUGAACAUAUGCUGUGGCGCUAGGCAGGGUUUCAGCAUUUGUCUUUGUAUUAAAGUCACUUGUACAUUCCGUCCAUUGUAAAUGUUGUUUUAUAUCGAUACUUUAUGAAAGUAAGGAAUUAGUGUGUAUAGUUUGACCAAGGCAUUCAUAUGCUUAUAAUUUGAAUGAUGUGCUUAUAUGUUUGAAUGUUGUGUGGCAUUUUUAAACAUUCCUUUGUAAAUAAGUUUAAAAAGGGAGGAAAAAUAUAAGAGAACUUAUGAUGACCAUGAUAAUUAAUUACAUCGGUUGGAAGAGCCUUUUGAAUAAGCCAGAAUACAUUCAGACCCUAAAAAGUAGUUUUUUAACAUAUCUUUGCAAAAUUCUAAUUCUUAAAUGUUUUGGGAUUGUGGUUGUAGUAAUUAUUUUAUAAAGAUAUCAUGAGAAUGAUAUUCUCAUCUAUCAGUAGUCUAAAACUGUUGAACAUUAUAUUCAAAGGUACAUGUAUUUGCCUAUUACAUAUGUCCUUGUAUGUAAAUACGAGCUCACUUUUAGUAGAUGGAAUUAAAUUCUCAACACCAAUGUAGCUUUACAGUCUUUUUACAGAUCAAAUUAGUUUUUUAAGAAUGAUAAAUGUCAUAAACGAUUGACUGGGAUAUCGAGCUCAAUUUUAGUAUAUGCUCAUUAAUUCUGUUUGAUGUGCAGUGUCUUGAUUUGUAACUAAUUU
Messenger RNA from Lytechinus variegatus (green sea urchin), 16278 nucleotides. RefSeq names its product fibrocystin-L-like. Bases 367 to 14709 code for a protein of 4780 amino acids. Lineage: Eukaryota; Metazoa; Echinodermata; Echinoidea; Temnopleuroida; Toxopneustidae. The record is from RefSeq and is a predicted model, not a curated record. The transcript is spliced from 60 exons.